GAACGCCAGCACAAAAAGCAAAUCAAGGAUAUGUGCUUUUGACUUUGAUGUUUGACACGCACGCGCCAUGAACCCAGCUGCAAGCCCAAACGAUGCGGUCCCCAUGAAGGCCACGACCUCCGACGAGGAUGCCAGCGGGCCCACCGUGGUCGAGGUGAAUACCGUGGACGAGAACACUCCGCGGCCACCCGACUACAUCAUCUUCUCCCUCUUCUCGUUUGUCUACUUCGGGAAUCCUUUCUGCUUGGGACUGGCAGCGCUCAUCUGCUCUAUCAAGGCCAGAGACCGGAAGGUGGUGGGAGACCUGGAGGCAGCCCAAAAGCACGCCUAUAUGGCCAAAAGACUAAAUUUCUUAGCCGUCUCUUUCUUUGGCCUUUUCGUCUUCCUUUUGGUGGUCGUGUAUGCAUUCUUGGUUGCAAAUGCAAAACGCCGCUAAAAUGCAAAACUCCUAAAUUUCAAGGUGGUCAUGUUCUUUGAUGGGAAUUACAUUAAAAAAAUUUCUACACAU
Messenger RNA from Hippocampus zosterae (dwarf seahorse), 508 nucleotides. Its product is annotated as interferon-induced transmembrane protein 2-like. The coding region runs from base 68 to 436 and encodes 122 amino acids. The transcript is spliced from 2 exons. The record is from RefSeq and is a predicted model, not a curated record. Gene Ontology annotation, cellular component: plasma membrane. NCBI's taxonomy places the organism in Eukaryota, Metazoa, Chordata, Actinopteri, Syngnathiformes, Syngnathidae.